UGGAACGGCGCUGCUGCUCCUAUAUAAAGGCGCCCGCAUCCCCGGCAAAGGCGCCGAGCACCUCAACUGACGCUCUGCAGCACCGGUGCGUCGUGGCAGUCGCGUGGUGCGCCUGGGGAGCCGAAUGGCGGCCGCCGCUCCGCCGGAGAUGGGCUAUCCCCGCCGCGCCAACGGCGACGGCGGGAACCUCCUAGUACCAGCGGCGCGGCAGCUCCUCGACUCCGGCCGCGCCUUCACGAUGCUCGGCGCGCUCGUCCUCACGUGGCGCCGCCUCGCUCGCUGCAACGCCGAGCACGCGCCCGCCGGCUUCCUCCUCUGGCUGCUCGGCGCGGGGCUCGCGACGCUGUCGCUCGUCGCCGCGCGGUUUCCCGGGCUCGCGGCCGCCGGCGCCGCUCUUGCGGGGGCGCUCCGCCGCUACCUGCUCGGCGGCCUCUGAGCGGAGCCGCAGAGAGCUUAGCCCACGGACCAGGACGACGGUGCUGACCAACAGUCCAACGAACGA
This is a messenger RNA of Panicum hallii, 502 nucleotides long. RefSeq lists its product as uncharacterized. The record is from RefSeq and is a predicted model, not a curated record. NCBI's taxonomy places the organism in Eukaryota, Viridiplantae, Streptophyta, Magnoliopsida, Poales, Poaceae. The transcript has a single exon. The coding region runs from base 125 to 436 and encodes 103 amino acids.